GCAACUUUGCUGCGCCCAUUUGUCGGCAAGCACAGCCCACACCAACGCCAUGGCGACGAUGCCCUCUACACGACUGCUACGACCCGGUUUGGCGUCGACGCCAUCCGACGCCCUCCUCGUCUUUCUCGUCCCCUCAGCCCAAUGCGCGCACAAUGGCUCCAGGGCCUGCUUUUCGACGUCACCACAAUGGCGGAAGAGGGACAACAACAAAAUCAGAGGCGUGUCUGCAGUGAGGGCGACAGCCCUGCGGCCACGGCAAACGCUGUCGGUCAGGCAAAAAGAUUUUGAGAAGCAGCAAUUGCCAAAGCCGGUGCCAAUCGAACACAAAGUUACCGGCACCCCAGAUCAUGGACUGUGGGGAUUCUUCAAGGACCAAAAGCUGCUGCAGACACCAGUGGAUGAGCAGAGGCAUGGCAGAGCGUGGACUGUCGGCGAGCUGCGUAGUCGAGAUUGGGACGCCCUCCACCAGCUGUGGUGGGUAUGCGUCAAAGAGCGGAAUCGCCUUGCGACAGAGAAGAUUGAGCGGAAGCGCCUCAAUGCCGGCUAUGGCGACUAUGAGAAUCAAGAGCGCGACAAGACAGUGCAGGAAACGAUGAAGGCAAUCUUGGACACACUGGCUGAGAGGCAUCAGGCGUACCAAGAGGCAUAUGCUCUGGCACAGCGUGAUCCGGACAUUGAUUUGUCUAGGACGGAUGGCCCACAGUACACACAACCACCAUAUGACCCACUAGAAGCUGAUGAUGCACUAUACGAGGCUCAAGCUGCCUCGACGAGCGAGGAGCCUGGGAAGGACAAGACGAUAGCAGAGUCGAGAUGAAUGCUGCAUGUUUGAAGACGGCCCGCAUGUCCUUAUUGCUACAAAAUCUACCCAGCUAGCGUGCACUCGGACGAGUUCUGCACAUCUAUUUGGCAUGCUGGGGACAACGAUGGUACAUAUAUGCGACUACAAUCAGUACGGGGUAUAUGCAAGAUCCUGGGCGGCGAUGAACAAGGGUUCAUUCACAGUGCACAUAUACAAACAAAGGCUCGUCCAGCAGUCAAAGCAGCCUGG
This is a messenger RNA of Bipolaris sorokiniana ND90Pr, 1051 nucleotides long. RefSeq lists its product as uncharacterized. Gene Ontology annotation, cellular component: mitochondrial large ribosomal subunit; mitochondrial ribosome. Gene Ontology annotation, biological process: mitochondrial translation. The record is from RefSeq and is a predicted model, not a curated record. Bases 50 to 817 code for a protein of 255 amino acids. Gene Ontology annotation, molecular function: structural constituent of ribosome. The transcript is spliced from 3 exons. Lineage: Eukaryota; Fungi; Ascomycota; Dothideomycetes; Pleosporales; Pleosporaceae.